This is a messenger RNA of Saccharomyces mikatae IFO 1815, 2409 nucleotides long. RefSeq names its product putative flavin adenine dinucleotide transporter (gene FLC3). Bases 1 to 2409 code for a protein of 802 amino acids. The transcript has a single exon. Gene Ontology annotation, biological process: fungal-type cell wall biogenesis; transmembrane transport. The record is from RefSeq and is a predicted model, not a curated record. NCBI's taxonomy places the organism in Eukaryota, Fungi, Ascomycota, Saccharomycetes, Saccharomycetales, Saccharomycetaceae.
AUGAAAUUUUUACAAGCUUACAAAUCAUUUUCAUUGAUUGGACUUAUAAUAUCGCUAACCAGUAAAAUAAGUUUUGCAGAAGCAAAAAGAAAACUGGUGGCGACAUCAUUAGUCACUUGUAUGGAAAACUCUCAGCUAUCAGCAAACAGCUUCGACGUCGUCUUUAAUCCAGAUGACAGAUCUCUACAUUAUGAUCUUGAUAUGUCCACUCAGAUUGAUUCGUAUAUCUAUGCUGAUAUUGACGUUUACGCAUAUGGUUUCAAGAUCAUUACCAAAAACGUCGAUCUUUGCGAAAUUAACUGGAAGCAAUUUUGCCCUGUUCAUCCAGGUAAUAUCCAGAUCAACUCCAUCGAAUACAUCUCUAGCGAGUACGUAGACGAAAUUCCUGGUAUUGCGUACCAAGUCCCAGAUAUUGAUGCAUAUGCUAAGGUAAAGAUUACUAACAAUGUAAGUGAGUACCUAGCAUGCAUUCAAAUAUACUUUUCCAAUGGUAAGACCGUUUCUCAGAUUGGCGUAAAAUGGGCAACAGCGGUAGUGGCAGGUAUUGGUCUUUUGUUGUCUGCAAUCUUAUCCACUUUUGGUAACUCUACCGCUGCCUCACAUAUUUCUGCCAAUACAAUGUCACUUUUCCUAUAUUUUCAAUCGGUUGUCGUUGUCGCUAUGCAGCAUGUUCAUCGAGUCCCACCUAUUGCUGCGGCCUGGGCAGAAAAUUUGGUCUGGUCAAUGGGGUUAAUUAAGAUCUCCUUUAUGCAAAGGAUUUUCCGUUGGUAUGUCCAAUCCACUGGUGGUACACCUAGUCUGUAUUUGACUUCAACUUCUAUGUCUGUUUUAGCUCAAAGAAGUUGGGAAUACUUGAUGGAAUUUUCGUUAAUGAAAAGAGCUACCAAUGUUUUAUAUGGUAAUGCAAAUACAUUAAUUUUUAGAGGAAUAAAAAGGCUAGGUUAUAGAAUGGGAAUUGAAAAUACGUCCAUCGUUUGUACCGGUUUCACUUUCUUCGUUUUAUGUGGAUAUGUACUUGCUGGAUUCAUCAUAGUGGUGAAAUGCUGCGUGGAGUUAGCGAUAAGACUAGGAUGGAUUCAGAAAACAAAGUUCUGGGAAUUCAGGAAACAAUGGAAAACAAUCUUGAAAGGAGCUCUUUUAAGAUAUAUCUACAUCGGUUUUGUUCAGUUAACAAUUCUGAGUUUCUGGGAAUUCACUGAGAGAGAUUCUGCUGCUGUAAUUGUCAUCGCAUGCUUAUUUAUUCUUUUAUCUUGUGGGUUGAUGAUGUGGGCUGCAUGGAGGACUGUUUUUUUUGCAAGAAGAUCCAUUGAAAUGUACAACAACCCUGCUGCCCUAUUGUAUGGUGAUGAUUAUGUUUUACACAAAUACGGGUUCUUCUAUACAAUGUUCAACGCCAAUCAUUACUGGUGGAACAUUGUUCUUUUAUCCUACAUUUUUGUAAAAUCAUUAUUAGUUGGAUUUGCUCAAGCUUCUGGUCAAACACAAGUCCUUUUCAUGUUUAUAUUAGAUUUGUUUUAUUUCGUUUCCAUCAUCUACUAUAAACCCUACCUGGACCGUCCAACAAAUAUAAUGAACAUUUUAAUUGCCACCGUCACUGUUGUUAAUUCAUUCCUUUUCAUGUUUUUUUCAGACUUGUUUAACCAAAGCUACAAAGUGGCUGCCAUUAUGGGAUGGAUCUUUUUCAUCAUGAAUGCUGCAUUCUCGUUUAUUUUAUUAUUGAUGAUAUUGGCAUUCACAGGUAUGAUGCUUUUCUCAAAGAAUCCCGAUCUAAGGUUUAAGCCUGCAAAGGACGAUAGAAAUUCUUUCCAAAGGAACACCUCAAAACCAGAAGGUACUGUCAAUAAAUCUGUAGCAAAUGAGUUGCUAGCAUUGGGUAAAGUGGCGAAAGACCAUAACGAUUAUCCGGAUUCCGAAUCAAAUAAUACUGGACUGAAUGAAGAACUAAAACAACCACAUGAUGAAACUACUCCCACAACUGUUACAUUAAGCGAUGACAACAAACCUACAUUGUCAGAGAAAAUAUUGAGUAAAUUUACAAGGCCCAAAAAUAGUGAUUCGAGCACAGAUGCUUUGAGGGAUAUAACACCCAAACAACAAAUAUUUCCUCACAACUUAACAAAUCUCUCACGUGAAAAUCUAUCGACAUUGGGCCCCAAACCAUAUCCAGGACACAUGAGGUCACAAUCUGAUGCACAUAAUGGACUAAUCAACUCCUUUGAAGAAGAAGAUACAAGUUCAACUACCGAUCCAUUUCACGACUCUACGGAAGGUGACCUUUUAGAUUCCUCAAGUUCAGAUGGAGGAUUUAGGUCGCAAAACUUUGUUAGAGAUGAUAGUAUAAAUAGUUUGGGAAAUAAUCAACAACCGCUAAGGAAACCUCCAGGAUUUUUUGAUGAAGGCUUUAUGUGA